AUGUGCUGUUUUAAGCUUCCCAACGAUGCGCAUCUUCUACGAUUCCUUCGUGCCUGUGACUUUGACACGGUAAAAGCAAGGGAGAUGGUAAUGAACAGCAUCAUCUGGCGCAAGCAGCACAACGUGGACAAGAUUCUUUCGACGUACGAAGAGCCGACGAUUUUCAGGGAAUACUUUCCAGGCACAUGGAAUCACUUCGAUAAAGAAGGAAGACCUCUUUAUGUAUUACGUUUCGGGUUGAUCGACAUCAAAGGCUUGUUUAAGGCGGUAGGCGAAGAGAGUAUCGUUAAAUUCGUUUUAUCGCUGUGCGAGCAGGGCUUGAAGAAAACGUCUGAAGCUACCGCCACCUUUGGCAAACCUAUCAGCACGUGGACGCUUUUGGUCGACCUCGAAGGGCUCAGUCUGAGGCAUCUAUGGAGGCCCGGAAUUCGCACGCUGUUAAACAUAAUUGAAGUGGUGGAGGCGAACUACCCGGAGACUAUGGGUUUGGUGCUGAUAGUCAGGGCGCCGUGGGCUUUUCCAGUGCUGUGGUCAGUGGUCAGUUCUUUUAUAAACGAAAAAACGGCGCAGAAGUUCAUGAUUUACGGUGGAAACGACUACGUCGAGGGGCUGCGAUCAUACAUCGACGAGAAACGCAUACCACACUUCUUGCAGGGCGAUUGCUGCUUGAAGAUUCCAGAUGGCGGCAUCGUACCAAAAUCUUCAUACAGGUCUGACAUCAUCGAACACAAUACAGAGAGUAUCCUGGCGUCCUUGUACCAUACGGGUUAUGCGUACAAAGCGCUUCCGCUUGAGGCAAGUUUUAAUUUGCACAACCAAGUUUUAAUCCCGGUGAACGAAAUCGAUUGCGUGAUCACGUGGGAUUUUGACGUCGUCAAAUCGACUUGUCUUUUCAAUGUAUACUUUACGCCGCGAAUCGUCCAACCGGAAUCCGUCCAGAACCCGCCGAGCGCGUUGUCGACUUUGAGUCCAAGCGGAUUCAUGGCUACAAGCGGCAUCGGCGGAAAUCGUCCCGCCCUGUUCGACCGCAACGCCGAGUUAGGCAUCGACUUGUUCCUGGAAGAAAAGUGUCAGUCAUGUGAAGAAGGAUCAUCUGUCCAGGGAUCUCAUAUAUGCCAGCGCACAGGCACCUACGUGCUACAGUGGAGGUUGCCGGACUCCUUGCAUGGUGCUCAGCUUCCGUUCGAUUUUUCCAUUCCGCUUACGCACCGAUGUAAAGUUAUGUAUUACUAUGAAGUACUGGACUCGUGCAAUUACAAGGGGUCUCUCGCCAGCAUAGCUUCUUCACUUUCCAGUUUCAACUCGCUCAGCGCCCGAACCGCAAGUCAGAAGUCAUUGAACGUGAUACAAGACGGGUCACCGGUGAAUGUGGAGGUUGGUUCGUGA
This is a messenger RNA of Soboliphyme baturini, 1386 nucleotides long. The record is from the annotation of a GenBank genome assembly. NCBI's taxonomy places the organism in Eukaryota, Metazoa, Nematoda, Enoplea, Dioctophymatida, Soboliphymatidae.